Messenger RNA from Tetrahymena thermophila SB210, 3961 nucleotides. Its product is annotated as transmembrane protein, putative. NCBI's taxonomy places the organism in Eukaryota, Ciliophora, Oligohymenophorea, Hymenostomatida, Tetrahymenidae. The transcript has 9 exons. The record is from RefSeq and is a predicted model, not a curated record.
AUUAAUAAAAUAAAUGUAGUAUCCACUGUCGCUGAAGUUCGUCUCUACAAUUUCUAUCCCUAUUAUAGUUGGAUUUGUAGGGAUGAUAGUUCUGCAGUAUUUUUAUUUUAUAGAUACCUUUGAAAGUUGGAAAGUCUUCACUAAUUAAUGGAUUGAAUAAAUGGAAAAGUAAAGACUUCAUAAUUUUGUGUAUCCUAAUAAAGUCAUUGCCGAAAGCUAGUUAAAUAAUAUAGCUUUUAUUAUGAGACUAAGCAAGUCUAUCAAAUUAAAAGUUGAUUAAGAUAUAAUAAUAAUACAUCCUAAAUACAGUCCAGUAUUUUGCUCUAUGAGAAGCUAUCAUUAAUAACUCUGUUAAAAUGCUGCUUACACACUAUUUUAAAAAAAUCCAUUAUUUUUAGAUUAGUGGUUUCAUAGAAAUAUUUAGGAUUAUAACAAUCUUUCUGCUCAAUAGCAGGACACUUUGCAUAAAUCAGUAGUUGAAAAUUUUAUUUUCAAAAUAAUUUAUAAAAUUUAUGGGAAUGAUUUAUUUGAAACAACCUUCUAAAGUAAAACUUAUUCAGAUUCUCUAAUGUCUACAGCACCUUCUAGGGCUUCAAACUAUGAGAAUGCAGCUUAUGAAACUUGCAUGCCAGGAUAAUUUCUAGAGGCUUUUGAUCCUAGAUGUCGCGAUUGGUACUUAGAAGCUCUUAAAAAUGAUCAUAUAAACAUUAAUGUUCCUUUACUGUUAUAGUCAUCAUAGUUUAUUGGAGUAGUUGCUUCAGCUUUCAUCAAGGCUACGAACAGUAAUAGUCAAAGCUGUGUUUAGGGAUUAAACAUCAGCAUAGAAAAUUUUAGAGAGAAGAUUCUUGCUCGGUAAGAUAAUGAUGACGUUACUAGCGACUAUGAAGGAUAUUCAGUUAUGUUUCAUAAGAUAAAUGCGACAAUAUUUAAUCACCGAUACUGGAAUAGAAAUAGCUAAUAACUUAAGUCUUGGGAUUAGAUUGAAUACAACUAAACAUCUACAUAUUUUUUGUAUGAACGGGAUUACUUUAUCAAUAAUUUAACUGAUAUUAUUUAAUAUUCAUAGAAUGGAAACUAUUCAAUCUACUAAAAGCAAAACAUAGAUCCAUUUUAUAUUAGCUUUUCUCGAGACAAUAAGAAAUAUUUUGGCUUAGUCUAUCCUUUAAAAAUUGCUUAAACUCUAACUAUGCAAAGAGUCAGCACUUCUUUCGCUUUAAGUAACCUCUUUCUUGGUAGAGUUCAUAAAGAUAUUAGAGAUCUUAUAGAGGAAGCAAACUUUAAUUUUAAUAAAUAUUAUAAAACUCUGAGUAUUGUUGAAACAGUUAUAACAUCUAUUAUAGUUAUUACUUUUCUCAUUAGAUAUUUUGUAUUUCUUUACAAUAGCCAUGAUGUUCCUCUAAAUUAAUUAAUUGUUUUUCUUCGUCGUAAAGAUCUAAAUGUGUAAAUUUCUUAGCCAUAAAUUUUUUAAAAUCCAAAGCAAGAAAUAAAUGCAUCUAUAGUCAACAAUUCUAUCCCUUAGCAAGCUCCCAUUUCAAAUAAUAUAAUAAAUUUUAAUGGAAUGCAAAAAUUAAAUUAAACUGACUUAAAUUUGAUCAAUAAUUAGAUUGGCACAGCUUUUUUAUCAAAAAAUAUCGGUUCUAUUGCUUUUGAUACAUCUGAGUAAGUUUCUUCAAAUGUCUACUUAAAAACAGAGAAAGAGUAAAAAAUUUUAAAAAUCUCUAAAAAUGUACUUUAACAUAGCCGCUUAAUUUUAAAUAAGUAAUAUAUAGUAGAUAAGGGGAAUUAUUGCCGGUCAAUCAAUAUAAAGAACCAUAAAACCAAAAAUUUAACGUAAGUUAAAUUUUUGGUUUUAUGGUUCUUUAUAUUGAUUGACCGGCAAUAAUUCCCCUUAUCUACUAUAUAGUAAUAAUCGAUUAAAAGUAAAAGAAUUCUUUAAGAGAUUUCAACCAAAUCCAAUAUAUUAAAAAAUGCAGCCAGUAUUUCCCAAAAUAAUAUUUAGAGUUUUAAGAUAUCUUAAAAUAACCAUUAAAAUGCUGCUCAAAGCUCUAAUGCUUCUAUUUUAGAGUCAACAUAGCUCAACAAAUCAACAGUUAUGGAACUAGAUGAUAUUUAAGGUAUUUUCAAAGAAAUGUAAGUUAUAAUUGACACUUUUAAAGGAUUAGAAAAUGUUAUUAAACUAGCUUAAUUUAAUCAAAAAAUGGGCAAUUAUCAGUCUUCUAUUAUCCAUUAUUCAGUUCUAAAUUAAAGGGUUAAAAAUAUUAAUAAUUUAAAUGCCACAGGUUCUUGUUACAUGAAUUUAGGUCUUUUGUAAUUAAAAGAAUCCCAAUUUGAAGAUGCAGCUUCGUUUUUUUAAUCUUCAGUUUAAUACACUCUAUAUGAAAUGAAUAUAAAUUCACUUAGCGAAUUUGUGAAUAAAAUCAAUUAAGGGGAAUUAAUUUAAUUAAAUAAUGGUGUAAAAUUGAUGUAUAAACUAUCUAAAAGGCUGAGAUUGCAAGCUGUUGCUUUAAUUUACUCAUAUGAAAGGAAAUAAGAUUAUAAAAACUCGUCCAUCUUGCAAUAAGCAUUAAAUUUACUAAAUAUUUCUAUAUCAAUUUAAAAUUUAGCUUAUAAUAGCUAUUCUGAACUUCAAAUUUAAAUAUGCAGAACUUUAAUUGCUGAAAUAUAUUUUUUGUAAGAAAAAAAUUAGUAGGCUUAAAUCAUGGUUGAAUUACUAUUAAACGAAAUAAAUUUGAACAAAUGCUAAGUAUAAGAUACUAACAUGAGUUUUCAUUUCUCAUUUAAGAAAAUACCUAUGUUUUUUAGUGAAAACCACAAUGGUUCUUUUGAAAAUAGUGAAAAAAAUACCUAAAGAAAAUUAAUAAGAAAUAAAAUAAAGCAUUCUACUUUGUCACUUAGCAGAAAAUUAUAAUUUCUCCAGAUAAAAUUAUCAAUUCAAGAUAGAGAAUAGAGCUAAUUGUAGUCUAUUAAGAUCUUGAUAGAAUAUCUAGAAUAAAAUAAAUACUUAGAAUCCUCUAUUUAAAAAUAGGUUUUAUUACUGAUAUAAAAUUUAAUUUCUGAAUUAUAAACUAAGCAUUUAAAAAUUAAACUUAAUCAAAUACAAACAUAACUUAAAGAGGAAUAAAAAUAUCAAUUCAAUUUAAAUAAUUAAGAUAGCCUAGAAUAGUAAUUUUAUUUGGAAAUGAACAAAGAACUUUAGAAAUAUAAUGAAAAUUCCUAUGAUUUACUGUUUUUAGUUAAUACCAAUAAUCUAUUUUCAAUAGAUAAUAUUUAACGUUAAUUAAGUAUCAUAUAAUAAGUGGGCGAAUAAUUUUUAAAAAAUGAUAAAGAUACUUUUUCUAUUUAUACAUAUGGGCAGUACACUUAAAUAAUUUGCCACAGGAUACCUUUCUCUAUGAAUAUAUUACUUUACUGUAUAGAUUUUAUAUAUAAAGAAAUUUAAAAAGAAACUUUCCCAAAUAAUAUGAAUUCAUAAUGUGAAAACAAUGAAAAUUAAGAUGGAGAUUAAUAAAAACCUUUAUGGGCUGAAACUAUUUGUAAUUUUCUAAAUAGAAACCAGGAUGAAAAUCUCAUUUAUGCUAAACAAAUAUUUUAAAGCAAAUAAAAAAGAAUUGCUAUUAAUUUUGGAGUACACAUGAGCAAUAAUUGCAAUGAAUUCUUUUAAAAUUUUUUAAUUUUGAUUGAAAAUAAAUAAAUUCUGUAAAACAUUUCUCAAAUUCUUAAUCUUAAUUUAAUAGAUUUAUAAAAUAAUAAAAAUUGCACUAAUGAAAACUACCAUUAAAAUGAUUGUACAAAAUAAUCAAAAGAUUAAUAAGAUCUUAACAAUAUAGCUACUUAUUAAGCAAAAUUUUAAUUACAAUAAUCAGAACGUUAUAUCGAAAUGUAUUCUAUCGAAAAUCUUUUACGCACCUUAACCUCAUAAAGAUAAUCAGCUGAUAAUGUUAAUGAAAUCUAUUUAAUUUGA